CUUCUGCCCUCUGUCACUGGUGAUGCUGCUGUGGGAAAACCCAAUUUCUGCAGUUACAUAUACAGUGCAACCCCCUGUUUCUCCCGCUACUCCCUUUGCGUUUCGGUUGGCCAAAACGGCUCAAAACCGGGCACCUGCCGGCUGCGCGCCGUCAAAAAAAUCCCCACCGUCGCCAAGACCCUUCAGCGCAUACCCCGAGAGCUGCACGGCAAGAUAUUCCAGGCUCAAACCCUGCGCAUUACCGACGAGGAGCGGUUUUCCGCCUGCCUAGCGCACAGCCGUGUCUAG
Dibothriocephalus latus is the source of this 288-nucleotide messenger RNA. NCBI's taxonomy places the organism in Eukaryota, Metazoa, Platyhelminthes, Cestoda, Diphyllobothriidea, Diphyllobothriidae. The record is from the annotation of a GenBank genome assembly.